Messenger RNA from Cyprinodon tularosa, 1488 nucleotides. Its product is annotated as interferon-induced protein with tetratricopeptide repeats 2-like. Gene Ontology annotation, biological process: defense response to virus. NCBI's taxonomy places the organism in Eukaryota, Metazoa, Chordata, Actinopteri, Cyprinodontiformes, Cyprinodontidae. Gene Ontology annotation, cellular component: cytosol. The transcript has 2 exons. The record is from RefSeq and is a predicted model, not a curated record. Bases 137 to 1432 code for a protein of 431 amino acids. Gene Ontology annotation, molecular function: protein binding.
CUCUGUCACUUUCUGCAGCUAAAAGUGUCUCUGAGCUCAGAUUGAAAACUUUCCAGGAGAACCUCUCGCUGAGACGCUGGAGAAGCUUUAGAAUCCACUAACCUUCAAACGGAUUCACAUAGAAAACAGCUGGAUCAUGAAUUCUACAGAGACUUUGGAGUCCAGACUGAAGGCCUUGCAGUGCCAUUUCACCUGGAAUCUGGAAGCUAACCGUCAAAACCUGAUGUAUCUCAGGUAUAGACUGCAGGACAUCAGCACAGAGGAGGGAAACGUCUGGCUGGGUCACAUCUACAACCUGCAGGGGUUCAUCCAGUACAAGCUCGGCUCCUCUGAACAGGCCCUAAACAUCUUCAGCAAAGCCACUGAGACCUUCCAGCGUCUUAAAAACUCUGAUGAAGGUCCCUGGUUGAUAGUGAACUUUGGGAAUCUGGCUUGGCUGCACCAUCUUAUGGGUGAGGAUGAGAAAAGUCAAGAUUACCUGUCAAAGGUUGAAGCUCUAAUGAGAGAAUACCCAGCUCCACCUGAGGAAGAGCUCCACCCAGAGGUCUGUGCUGAGAAGGCCUGGACCCUGAUGACGUUUGACAAAGAGAAGAAGCUGCAGGCUGCAGAGCUCUUCCAGAGAGCAGUGAGGAUGCAGCCAGACAACGUGGAAUGGCAGAGCAGCGGGGCCAUAUUAUCAGCACAAAGGUUAAAAGAAGAUAUAAAUAAACUUCACACUGAAAAUUUGGAGCGACUGAGAUCUGCCACGGAACGAGAUCCAGACAACUUAUGUGUUGCUGCUCUUUAUCUGGAGGCACAAGCUGCUUCAGUUAAGAAUCAAGCAAGAGAACUAGCUGAAAGGAUUUUAGAAAGGCCAAUUAACAACUACAGUGGUUUCGAGCCAUUACUUUCUCUUUACAGAAAGCACAUAUCUGUAGAUGCAGCUGCUGAAAUAGUCACUGAGGCCUUAAGAAGAAAUCCUAAUUCACGUUAUGCUAAAAGGUCUGCUGCAAAAUGGCUGACAAAGAAUAUUUUUUCUGAUCGAGGCAAUCCUGAUACCAGAAUAAUAGACAAGGCAAUCCGUUUGUGGGAGGAAGUGAUAAAGGCUUACCCUGAAAGUUCCCUAGAAGAAAAAAUAUCUCUUGCAGAUGUUCAUACAAAGGUAGACAUAAAGAAAGCUGACCAGAUGUACAGCGAGUUGCUGGACAGAAAAGAUUUGGACCCAGCAGAAAAACAGAUGCUUUACUGUCGUUAUGCAAAACAUUUAUACUUCAUUAAGAAAGAUAGUGAAGAGUCUAUUAAAUACCACAUGAAGGCAGCAGAGAUUCAAGAGCAAUCCAAGUAUCAACAGAAGAGCAUCACAGAGUUGAAGAAGGUAUUGGAAAAAAACAAUGACUCUGAAAUAUGCAAGAAAAUCCAAGCAUUUUUAACCUCGCUGAACAUCGAAGAAUAAUAAUCAACAUCAAAUCUGCAACAAUUUUAAUGUCUUUCUCAUGCUGAAGUUCAGAU